Equus caballus (horse) is the source of this 2391-nucleotide messenger RNA. The record is from RefSeq and is a predicted model, not a curated record. NCBI's taxonomy places the organism in Eukaryota, Metazoa, Chordata, Mammalia, Perissodactyla, Equidae.
AGGGACCGGCGGGCGCGAGCCGUCAAUCCGAAGCCCCGCCCCUCGAGGCUGGUAUCCGGAAGUCGCAGACCGGCGGCGUGAGCGCAGCCUCUGGGCCAACCGUGUUGCUGUGCUAUCCUCCCCUCUCAGACACCCGCCGGAAGUGGAGGAAGAAAGCCUGCAGAUUUGAACCUACCUGCUUUCAAGCUGGUCAUCAUGAUGAAACUUAGACACAAGAAUAAAAAGCCAAGUAAAGGUUCCAAAGGCUGCAAGAAGCCUGCAAAGCAGAAUGGGAAGAAAGCAGCCUCUAGAGUGGCCUCUGCUCCCCAGUUUGUUCACUCCAAUGAUCGUGCCAAUUGGGACACUGAAUUAAAGAAGAAGAGGGUUGGGGAGAUGAGGGAGAAGCGGCAAGCUGCCCGGGAGCAAGAGAGACACAGACGCAGGACCAUUGAGAGCUAUUGUCAGGAUGUCCUGCGACGCCAAGAGGAAUUUGAGCGCAAGGAAGAGGUUUUGCAGGAAUUAAAUAUGUUUCCUCAGCUGGAUGAUGAGAGCACAAGGAAGGCUUAUUACAAGGAGUUCCGUAAGGUGGUGGAAUACUCUGAUGUGAUUCUGGAAGUCCUGGAUGCCAGGGACCCGCUAGGCUGCCGUUGCUUCCAAAUGGAGGAGGCUGUCCUGCGGGCAGAAGGCAACAAGAAGCUGGUCCUGGUCUUGAACAAGAUUGACCUGGUCCCCAAGGAGGUUGUGGAAAAGUGGCUGGAUUACCUUCGGAAUGAGCUGCCAGCUGUGGCUUUCAAGGCCAGCACCCAGCAUCAGGUCAAAAACCUGAGUCGUCGUAGUGUGUCAGUGGAGCAGGCCUCUGAGUCACUGCUGAAAAGCAAAGCCUGCUUUGGAGCUGAAAACCUCAUGAGAGUUCUGGGGAACUAUUGUCGCCUUGGCGAAGUGCGCACCCAUAUCCGUGUGGGCGUUGUGGGCCUUCCCAAUGUUGGAAAGAGCAGCCUGAUCAAUAGCCUGAAGCGCAGCCGUGCGUGCAGUGUGGGAGCUGUUCCUGGGGUCACCAAGUUUAUGCAGGAGGUCUACCUGGACAAGUUCAUCAGGCUGCUGGAUGCCCCAGGCAUUGUUCCAGGACCCAACUCAGAGGUGGGCACCAUCCUGCGCAACUGCAUCCAUGUGCAGAAGUUGGGAGACCCCGUGACCCCGGUGGAGACCAUCUUGCAGCGCUGUAACUUGGAGGAGAUUUCCAACUAUUACGGUGUCUCUGGGUUCCAGACCACUGAGCACUUUCUGACUGCAGUGGCCCACCGCUUGGGGAAGAAGAAGAAGGGAGGCAUAUACAGUCAGGAGCAGGCGGCCAAAGCUGUCCUGGCUGACUGGGUGAGCGGGAAGAUCAGCUUCUAUACACUUCCACCUGCCACCCACACUCUACCUGCCCAUCUCAGUGCUGAGAUCGUUAAGGAAAUGACUGAGGUCUUUGACAUUGAGGAUACUGAGCAGGCCAACGAAGACACCAUGGAAUGCUUGGCCACUGGAGAAUCUGAUGAGCUGUUGGGUGACGUGGACCCGCGCGAAAUGGAGAUCAAGUGGCUCCAUUCUCCGAUGAUGAAAAUAGCAGAUGCCAUGGAAAAUAAAACCACCGUGUAUAAGGAAUGACCUUCCCAUCAAUAGAACUGUGUUGACCACGACCAUCCUCUUAACGUCUGCCACUUAUGCUGCGUCUCUCUGGUGGGCACUUACUGCACUCUGACUUGUGGUAUGGUUGAUUGUAUCUUCUUUAGCCUAGUUGUUUCCCAAAGAUGGGGCCGCAUCUGACUCAUUUCUCUAGCAUUUCCCCACACAGAGCUGGGCACAAAAUAGUUGUCAGAAAAUAUUUGUCAAAUUGAGUAAGACCUUGAAGGGUCACUGGAGCAAAGAAUCAUUGUAAUACCAGUUGUCGUUGAUCAGGUAACUCUGCUUUUUCAUUUUAUUCUUAUAAAAGCCAUGCAAGCUACCCAUUGUCCACUCCCAUUUCACAGAGGAGCAAACUGUGACUGAGAGCUUAGCUAAGCACCUAAUUUGUGGCGGAGCCAAACUUAGAGCUUAGUUCUGCAUGGCUCCAGGCUCCCUGUUCUUACCUAAGCUUGUCCCUGCCUCCUCUGCAGAAGUCUUUGGAGGUACUCUGGGGACCCAGACCUCACUGUUAUCCUCUCUCUCCCCAGAUUGGAGAUCUCACUGGGUAUUGCACCAAUCCAAACCGUCAUCAGAUGGGGUGGGCUAAGCGCAAUGUGGACCACCGCCCCAGGAACGAUAGCACAGUGGACGUCUGCCCAGUAGACCGCCGCCCAAUGCUGCAGAGGAUCAUGGAGACGGACCCACUGCAGCAGGGCCAGGCUCUGGCAUCUGCCCUGAAGAAUAAGAAGAAGAUGCAGAAGCGUACAG